Molecule: messenger RNA, 942 nt
Organism: Hypanus sabinus (Atlantic stingray)
Lineage: Eukaryota; Metazoa; Chordata; Chondrichthyes; Myliobatiformes; Dasyatidae
Product: probable G-protein coupled receptor 139
Exons: 2
Coding region: 1-942 (313 amino acids)
Biological process (GO): G protein-coupled receptor signaling pathway
Cellular component (GO): membrane
Molecular function (GO): G protein-coupled receptor activity
Source: RefSeq, a predicted model, not a curated record
AUGGCCAGAUUUGGGAACAACAAUGAGUUUCAGCGGAAAUAUCCUUCGGAAGUGAACCUGUUGACGAUUAUAACGCUGUCCCGUGGAAAGUCCGGUCUCUCCAGAUGUAUCACUCGCUACCUGGUGGCUAUGGCGACGGCGGACCUCUCGGUGAUUGUCUGCAAGGUGACUUUGCACCAGAUUGCUGCAGUGUACUGGUGGGACUCUUUCUUGUUCUACACUCCCCUGUGCAAGUUAAUUCUCUUCCUAUCGACCGCGACUGUCGACUGUUCUGUUUGGUUCACAGUCGCUUUCACAUUUGAUCGAUGUGUAGCAAUUUCCACACAGAAACUGGCAAGAAAAUACUGCACCGAGAGAACAGCGCUGGUGGUUCUUGUGACACUGAGUGCGAUCUUCUGUUUUAAGAACAUUCCCUGGCCUUUUGCCUACGUUAGUUACUUCAUUCGCAAAAAUAUUUCGUGGGGUUGUCUUAUACUACAGAUAUUUUAUGCUCUUCCGGAAUGGGUUGCAUUUUCUUGGACUGACCAGCUGCUAACCCCAGUGAUUCCGUUCUGUUUAAUUGUAUUGCUCAAUGCGCUGACCGUCAGGCGCAUUUUGGUCUCUAAUCGGGUGCGCAAGAGUCUCCGAGAGUCCAGCAGCGAGGAUCCCGAGAUGGUGAACCGUAGGAGGUCCAUCAUUUUGCUGCUCGCCAUCUCCGGCACUUUUAUUCUACUCUGGGCCACAAGUGUUGCAUAUUUUAUUUACUACCGUGCGCAAGAUUCAUUUCUAAUCAGAGGUUACAUCAGACGGUAUACAAAGUUUGAACGUUCAGCGACUAUGCUUCAGAUGCUCAGCUGCUGCUCAAACACGUUCAUUUACACCGCGACCCAGAGACAGUUCAGAAAGGACCUGUUCUACAUGCUCAAAUACCCGUUCACUCGAAUUAUAUCUUCAGUCAAAUAA